ACCAUUCUCCUCUUCGUUUUCCUCUUUCCUCUUCCUCCUAUAUCCAAACCUUCGCUUCUUUUUUUUUUUUUCCUGCUCAUUUCGCUUUUUCUCCAGUAUGGACGAAUCCGUUCCCACGAUCGCCAAGGACGUCACGGAGUUGAUCGGCAAAACCCCGUUGGUGUACCUCAACAAUGUGACCACGGGGUGCGUCGCGCGUAUCGCGGCGAAGUUGGAGAUGAUGGAGCCCUGUUCCAGCGUCAAGGAUAGGAUUGGAUACAGCAUGAUCGCUGAUGCGGAGGAGAGAGGGUUCAUCACACCUGGGAGGAGUGUGCUCAUAGAACCCACCAGUGGAAACACUGGAAUUGGACUGGCCUUUAUGGCAGCUGCAAAGGGUUAUCGGCUCAUACUGACGAUGCCAGCUUCAAUGAGCCUUGAAAGAAGGAUCAUUCUUAAGGCUUUUGGUGCUGAACUGGUUUUAACCGAUCCAACUUUGGGCAUGAAAGGAGCAGUCCAAAAGGCAGAGGAAUUGGCGGCAAAGACGCCCAACUCUUAUAUCCUUCAGCAGUUUGAAAACCCUGCUAACCCAAAGAUUCACUAUGAGACAACUGGGCCUGAGAUUUGGGAAGGAACUGCAGGCAAAGUUGAUGCCCUAGUAGCUGGUAUAGGUACCGGCGGUACUAUUACGGGAGCAGGAAGGUAUCUCAAAGAGCAAAACCCUAAUAUCAAGCUGUACGGGGUGGAACCAGCUGAGAGUCCUGUCUUAGCUGGGGGAAAACCUGGUCCGCACAAAAUCCAAGGAAUAGGAGCUGGUUUUAUACCCGGUGUUUUGAAUGUACAUCUCCUUGAUGAAGUUAUCCAGAUCUCAAGUGAGGAGGCAAUUGAAAUGGCAAAAACACUUGCUCUCAAAGAAGGGUUGUUGGUUGGAAUAUCAUCUGGAGCUGCUACAGCUGCAGCGAUCAGAGUUGCACAGAGAGCAGAAAAUGAGGGGAAACUAAUUGUUGUUGUGAUCCCAAGUUUUGGCGAGCGCUAUCUUUCCACGCCGCUCUUCCAAUCGAUCAAAAAAGAAGCUGAGAGUAUGGUUUUUGAGCCCUAAGAGGUGAGAACUCUAAAUCCACCCUCCUUUUCACAUUUUCUUAUCUCAAUAAUUCUCUCGUUUGCGUGACUUCUGAAAUCAUCUUUGUUUGGUGAUGAACUUGUGAAAGUGUGUUUUGUUGCACUUGGAGUCUGUUUUGUACACUGAGAAUGUGUUAUAAUGGUGUAAUUAAUCGUCUUUUUUUUUCCUUUUUC
Molecule: messenger RNA, 1269 nt
Organism: Ananas comosus (pineapple)
Lineage: Eukaryota; Viridiplantae; Streptophyta; Magnoliopsida; Poales; Bromeliaceae
Product: cysteine synthase-like
Exons: 10
Coding region: 98-1075 (325 amino acids)
Cellular component (GO): cytoplasm
Molecular function (GO): cysteine synthase activity
Source: RefSeq, a predicted model, not a curated record